ACGUGGGGAGGAGGGAUUGACGGUCCACAGGGAGUCAGCCAGGAAAGGCCGCAAGAAAUCAAGGCGGCUACUGAAACACUAGGAGCGGCAGUCAAUCGUGAAUGCUGCCCCUUUGUUAAAGGACCAGUGUACACACUCGGGGACAGAGAUGGAAGGAAGGACUUGGGGAUCGGAUGUUUAUGAUAAAUGGAGGAAACACGGCUGAUGAUGAACCCCAAUUCAGGCCUCUUUGGGUGCAUCCACAUUAAAAAUCACCCUCUGGGGACCUGGAAAGCCUUGUGGGAGUCAGAGGAGGCGAAACCUCAUCGAAAGCAGUUUCAUGCUCGAAUUGAGUCUCCCUGGGAGGUUGGGUGGGUGGAGGGACGAGAUGCGGCCCAGGAUGGGCUCUUUUCUCUGGGCGAGCUGGGCUCUGCCACUGGCACCCCCAUUUGGUGGGGUUGACCUUUUCUCUUCUCAGGGGCUGGCAGGUGUCUGGCCAGGAACAAAACAUUGGCCACUACCCUUUCCCUGAAACUCUUGCUCCCUUUAGGCUUCCAGUGUUUGUGUGCAUUUUAGGUCUCUUGGUUUCAAGUGUCAGAAACCCAACUCAAACAGGCUUACAUUUUUAAAAAAGAAGGAAGUGAUAUGCUGCGGCCACGGUGCUCAGCGGAGUUGGGGAAGGUCUUUUAUCUCAGAUUUCCUGGACAAUGAGGGGGUUACACUGGAUGACCACACUGUGCUGAGAGCCAAGGCAGGGUCCAUGCCUGACCCGGGCCACAUGGUACGUGCAGAGCGAAUGAAUGAAUGAAUGAAUGAACAGAUGACCGUGUGUUAAGAUUGAUUUCAGUUCUCACUCCCAUGACUGUGAACACAGGCAUCUCUCCAGCCAGGAGGUGCAGGAAGAUGUGAAAAAGUGGAGAAUGUAGAAAAUGUGCAUCUGUAAAUGAGAGAAGAGAUUUCUGAGCAGAGAAGCCUGGACACUUAGCGUCAACCCCAAGACCUUCUGCGAAAGGAAGUGGUUCCUGCCGCCUUCUGACCACUUCCGUAAGGCGCCGGCUCCCUCCUCUCGAGCAGUCAGCAGCAGAUGUCCCCUCGUGACACCUGGACUCCAGGGACUGAGAAGGAGGUACGCCCUUUGCAGGUUCUGUGGCUGCCAUGCAGCAGCCCCUGAACUACCCGUACCCCCAAAUCUACUGGGUGGACAGCAGGGCCCCCUCCCCUUGGACUUCUCCAGGGACAGUCCUCCCCUGUCCCUCCUCGGUGCCUCGAAGACCUGGCCAGAGGAGGCCACCGCCUCCGCCACCGCCACCACCGCCACCACCACCGCCACUGCCACCCCUGCCUCCACUGCCACAGCCAUCUCUGAAGAAGAGCAGGGACCACAACACAGGCCUGUGUCUCCUUGUGAUGUUUUUCAUGAUCCUGGUAGCCCUGGUUGUGCUGGGGCUGGGGAUGUUUCAGCUGUUCCACCUGCAGAAGGAGCUGGCCGAGCUCAGAGAGUCCUCCAGCCAAAGGCAUAUUGAAUCAUCUUUGGAGAAGCAAAUAGGUCACCCCAAUCCAAGCUCUGAAAAAGGGGAGCAGAGGAAAGUGGCCCAUUUGACAGGCAAGCCCAACUCAAGAUCCAUCCCUCUGGAAUGGGAAGACACCUAUGGAAUUGCCUUGGUCUCUGGGGUGAAGUAUAAGAAGAGCAGCCUCGUGAUCAAUGACACUGGGCUGUACUUCGUGUAUUCCAAAGUGUACUUCCGGGGUCAGUCCUGCAAGAAACAGCCCCUGAACCACAAGGUCUAUAUGAGGAACUUGAAGUAUCCCCAGGACCUGGUGCUGAUGGAGGAGAAGAUGAUGGACUACUGCACUGCCGGCCAGAUGUGGGCCCGUAGCAGCUACCUGGGUGCGGUGUUCAAUCUCACCAGUGCUGACCAUUUAUAUGUUAAUGUGUCUGAGUACUCUCUGGUGAAUUUUGAAGAGUCUAAGACAUUUUUUGGCUUAUAUAAGCUCUAAGAGCACUUUGGGGUUCUCUCCAUUAUGGCUCCUUGAUACAGGCACUGAGAAUGUUGUCUUGAAGGAGGGUCUUCUUAAGCCCACUUGAGGUCAAGUGAGAAGACGUAAACCAAGAGGAUUCUGAGACCACAGAGUCCAGGAGGUCUACGGUUCCUCAUCUCGCCCAAGGUCCAUGAGCCAGACAGGAUGAGGAAGAUAGCUGGUGAACAUAACACUCUGGGCUGCAUGUCAAAAUGCAAGAUGGGCCAAAGCAGCUACCGGGGUGUUCUACACUCAGCUUCAGAGGCCAAGAGUGUUUGGGCACAUUGCCAAGGACACCUUCUAACUCACCUCUUGCGGUGGGUCUACUGUCUACCUCAGGGAGGCUGUCUUUCAGGCGUAAGGGAUGGAAAAAGGUGACUUAGGGUUGCAUGAUAAGCUCAAGAGACUGAAAGGCCCGUGUCCCAGUGGCAGCAUUUUUACUUCUCGAGCCAUAGCCUGAGCUGCCAGGGGAUGCAAAUAGAAAAGCUAGGGACAUCUUUGGGGGAUGCAGUCCAUUCCCUAUACAGCAUGUAUGUUUCCAGAGCAAUUGUAGGUGUGUGUGUGUGUGUGUGUGUGUGUGUGUGUGUGUGUGAAAACUACCUAAAUAGGAAGAACAUGUUAGGGAAAUAUGGGAUGCAUUUGGUGUCGGUUUCAAAUGCUUCUUGGCAACCAACUCUAACAGUCCUCUAAUCUUGGAUUGUCACCUAGUGAUGCUGUUUUCCUAUAAUAUAACCAAUAUUUAUAUAUAUUUUGUGCAUUUUAAAUGGAAAGAAUACAUGUAA
This is a messenger RNA of Myotis daubentonii (Daubenton's bat), 2780 nucleotides long. It is a transcript of the gene FASLG, whose product is annotated as Fas ligand. Lineage: Eukaryota; Metazoa; Chordata; Mammalia; Chiroptera; Vespertilionidae. The transcript has 6 exons. Gene Ontology annotation, molecular function: tumor necrosis factor receptor binding. The record is from RefSeq and is a predicted model, not a curated record. Gene Ontology annotation, biological process: positive regulation of canonical NF-kappaB signal transduction; immune response; apoptotic process. Bases 1135 to 1977 code for a protein of 280 amino acids. Gene Ontology annotation, cellular component: membrane.